UUCAAAUAACAAAUAAGUUAUCUUCUUUAUAUAUUAUUAUUUCUCUGUUAGUAUAUUCGUUUAUAAAAGCAGAUGGAAAAUGUGGAUCUAACAUUUAGCCAACAAAUAGAUUCGAUAGAUACAAAACUCGUUCAACUUCUUAACGAACGUGCUCGUGUAUCUUUGAAUUUAGAGAAGGCAAAAGAAGGAAGUUAUGAAGAUAAUGAAAAUAAUGAAAAUGUCUAUGUUUCCGGAAAGGAAAACCAAAUUUUUGAUAGAAUUCAUCGUCUCAAUAAUGGUCCGCUUUCAUCAGAAUCUCUUGUUUCUAUCUACAAAGAGAUUAUAUCUGCUUCAGUCUCAUCACAGAAAGAUUUAUCUAUUGCUUACUUUGGACCACUAGGAUCAUAUACGCACCAAGCGGCAAUUGUAAGAUUUGGGGACAGUAUAAAUUAUCUCCCAAAGUCCACCAUAAAUGAUAUCUUUGAUUCUGUGGAAAAGGGUCAUACUACUUACGGUAUUGUACCUUUUGAGAACUCAACAUAUGGAUCAGUAGUUACAACCUUAGAUAGAUUCAUAUCUUGUAAAACACAUAUACUGGCCGAGACGUAUUUGAGGAUAAGUCAUUGUCUCCUUUCAAAAUCCAAAUUCUCUUCUAUAAAUAAGGUGUAUAGUCACCCACAGGGGUUUGGACAGUGUCAGAAGUACCUUGACUCACAUCUUAAAGAAGCUCAGCGCAUUGAUGCAUUAUCCACAAGCAAAGCUGCAGAAAUUGCUGCUUCAGAACCCUAUUCUGCCGCAAUUGCCAGUAUAACAUGUGCUGAAUUAUAUGGAUUGGAAGUACUAGGGAAGGAUAUACAAGAUGCAAAAAAUAAUGUCACGCGAUUCUUCAUCCUCGGAUCUUCUUCUGAAAAACCAAGUGGUAAUGAUAAAACUUUCAUUCUUUUUACAGUAGAUCACCAACGACCUGGAGCGUUAUGUGAUGGUUUAAGCGUUUUUAAAGAUCACGGUAUCAAUCUAUUGAAGAUUGAUUCGCGUCCUUCUUCGCAACAACCUUGGCAUUAUGUGUUCUUUGUUGAAUUACAAGGACACAAGGAAGAUGAAGUGGUGCAGAAAGCAUUAAAUAAAAUCAAUGAAUUUUGUUUGGACGUAAAAAUAUUAGGAAGUUAUCCUGAUCAAAGGCCCUCUUAACACAUCAUUUUUUGAUAGCUUUAAAAAAAAAGUAUUAUUUAUUCUAAAUAAAACACAUUUUAAUAUACAUUUCGUUAUAAUCACGUGAGAAUAAGAAAUGAUGAAAAUAAUUCGUUUAAAGAUCAGCUAAAGCAAUGCAUCUAUUAAGGGUAACGACAUGUUAUGCAAUUAAAUUGCGUACGGCGUAUUUACUGAUUCUGAUUGUUGAAAACAAUCAAGAUUGCAUCUUCUAUUAGUCGGUCUGGAUUCACGACCAUCGCCAAGAAGGACUUCAUGAACUUGCUGAAGUUGAUCGAUUUCAGAAAGUUCAUCCGAGAACUUUUGCAGGAGGAGCUGCGUAAAUCUACGUCCAAAAC
This is a messenger RNA of Rhizophagus irregularis DAOM 181602=DAOM 197198, 1523 nucleotides long. RefSeq lists its product as uncharacterized. The record is from RefSeq and is a predicted model, not a curated record. NCBI's taxonomy places the organism in Eukaryota, Fungi, Glomeromycota, Glomeromycetes, Glomerales, Glomeraceae. Gene Ontology annotation, molecular function: chorismate mutase activity; prephenate dehydratase activity. Gene Ontology annotation, cellular component: cytoplasm. Gene Ontology annotation, biological process: L-phenylalanine biosynthetic process; chorismate metabolic process.